CAGCAGCCAGACAGACAGAGUGUGUCAGAAGAGUUUCAGCCACAUGGCUUCAGAUCGGUGUGUGUGUUAUGACAGUCAGUUACACACUGGGUGAAUGUGUGUGUCAAGCAGAGACGGUGAGGGAGAGGAGCUAACAGAGAUCAGGAGUCUUUCCUCACUGGAUCCCAGUCAGAGUUGUUGGGUUUUGGGACAACGGACCGGUCGCUUAAACCUGUCAGAGCGGACGGCCUGCAACACCCAUCACUCCACCAGGAUCUUCAUGUGUCGCAGGGAGACGUAGACAACUCCGUGGACAUGGAUCGCUUCAACAGGAACAUGCCUGAGCUCGGGCGAAAAACUCAUCAGGUGUUACAGAGUACCCCACUGGAUUUAAUCGAGACUGGAAAGGGGCUGAAGUUUCAAGCGGAGCGCCCUCACCUGGUCAGCCUGGGCAGUGGACGACUGAGUACAGCGAUCACCUUGCUGCCUCUGCCGGAGGGCCGCACCACUCUGGGGUACGGUGCCAUGGACAUCAACAUCCAGGGCCCUGGUGUGGCAGCACAGCACUGCUACAUCGAGAACAAGUCGGGCGUCAUCACGUUGCAUCCUUCUGGGAACCUCUGCGCUGUCGAUGGGCUCCAGGUCCAACAGCCCACCCGUCUGUCACAAGGCUGUAUGCUGUGUUUUGGACAGUCAGCCUUCUUCCGCUUCAACCACCCUGAGGAGGCCUUCAGGAUGAAGAGCAUGAUACCUCAUGGAGGAGGUGUUCGCACCGGGAGCUACGCUUUGUGUCCAGACACUGAGAGUUUGGUCAAUGGGAAUCACCAGGCCAGUUCCUCCCAGUCUCCCUCAGCUCCUGGAGAGAGAGUCCAGUCCGAGCAUAGCGCCAUCGUCAGCUCCAUUGAGAAGGACCUCCAGGAGAUCAUGGAUUCCCUAGUCAUGGAUGACCUUGAGCCCUCUUCCUCUGAUGCAAAAAAGCCCCCCGGGGGGCAGUCCAUGCACCACUCCCCAUUGUCGCCUAUGGUCAAUGGAGGGGGGAGGUAUUUGUUGUCCCCUCCCACCAGCCCAGGUGCUAUGUCUGUGGGGUCCAGCUAUGAGAAUGCCUCCCCUCCUUUCUCGCCCCUUUCCUCCCCCUCGCCUGCCAGCAGUGGGAGCUUCACCAGCCCAUCGCCUGGCGGAGGACACCAGGACCAGAGUUCUUCUCUGCCACCUGUGCCUAUACGCUCUUCUAGCUACAACUUCAGCACCCAGCCUCUGCCUGUCCCCCUGCCAAGGACCAUACUGCCUAAUUUUAGCAGCACCGGGAUGGCCCAGAAGGUCCAGGAAAGCCCCAGGCUACAGAGGAAAGUGUUGACAGAGACCCCUCCGAGCCCCAAGCCCAGCCGCCGGGGACUCGGCCAGGAUGGCUCAGAGAGCCCUCGACAGACGCCUCUUGUUUCGUCUAGCGAGUCUCUCAGUGGUAAAAACAUUGCGCCAAGCAGCCCCAGAGUCACCCCCAAAUUUCCAACCUGUUCAUCGCUGUCUCCAUCGCCUUCACCAUCUAGUCCCAGGACCAAGACUGCCACAGUGCUCCAGGAAAGGCCGGCCAGUCCCUUCAGAGAGCAAAUCAUCUUAGCUGAUGGCUCCCAGAACUCCAGCUCCUCCAGGCAGCUUUCACAGCCCAGUAAGGCUUUUCAGCCCCCCCUGGAUCCCAUCGUUCACGUCAUCCAAGGAUCUCCUCUCCCUCAGCAUCCACGAUCGCUGCAGCCCCCUGAAAGCCCCAGGUUGGCCCGAAGGAACUUGGAAUUGAAUGGUGGCAGCGCAGGGAGCAGCAGUAUGAGAGAGCUACCGCCUCUGAGUCCUUCAUUGGCCCGGAGGGGGGUUCCGGUUCUUCCAGGAGCACUGCCUGGAACAAUCUCCACGUCAAGGACUCCGGAGAACCCCCCAUGUCUGGGCAGGCUGGUCCCAGAGAGUCCCAGGCUGCGGCGCAAAACCGGAUCCGCGUCAGAAGAGCCAUCUUGCAGCAGAGGGAUCCGAGCUCGCAGUCCGUCCCCCACCUCCAUGUUGAUGGAGGGUAGCAGCGGAGUAGGGAUACGGAAGGCAAGCUUCGGGAACUCUUUAUCACCCGCUUUCAGCCUGGGCUCCCUACCUGGCUCAUCCCCUGCAGCCAGCCCCAGGACCCAGAGGAAGAUGUCCUUGGGGAGACCCCACCCAGGAAUGCGAGAGAGGAAGAACAGCAUCACAGAGAUCAGCGACAACGAAGACGAGCUGCUGGAGUACCACCGCCGACAGAGAGAGGAGCGGCUCAGGGAGCAGGAGAUGGAGAGGCUGGAGAGGCAGCGGCUGGAGACCAUCCUGACCCUCUGCGCCGAGUACAACAAAGGUGAGAGCGUGGGGCUGGACCCCCUGGGCUCAGGACAGCUGGGUUUCCCUGGGAGUCUGGGUGACUGCUCAGGGCGGAGGCCGUCCCUGGAGAAUCUUCUGGGAGGAACCCCGACGUCGCCGGCCGCCCUCCGCCUGGCGCAGAGACAGAGGGAGAGCGACGAGGAGAACCUGAAGGAGGAAUGCAGCAGCACCGAGAGCACCCAUCAGGAGGUGAGGACCUCUCCUGCCCCCAGCAGAGUGUCAGCGGUCCACAAUGGAGAGCCACAGCAUGAGGACUCGUCUGGCUCAGGCAGCGCGAGCCGUUCAGAGCUGACUUACCUGGAAGAUGAGAGGACCCGCGUUCUGGCCCGGACCGACGAACUCAAAGCCCGACUCACCGAGCUGGAGCAGCAACUCCAGGAGUCCGAACAAGAGGCGGAGAUGGAGCGCGCCCUGCUGCAGGGCGAAACGCAGGCCGAGCUCGACCAGAUAGAGGCCGAGACAGACGUCGUCAGUCAGCUGCAGCGCAAGCUGGAGGAGCUUGAGAGCGCCAUCCAGAGGGAGAAGGACAAGGAGAGGGCAAAUGUUGAGGCCGAGCGGCGGGCCCUGCAGAGGCUCCAGGAAGGCUAUGCUGAGCUGAAGAACCAGCUUCAUAACUGUCCAGAGUCCCUGAGGGAACAGUUGCAGGAACAGCUCAAAAGGGACGGAGAGGCAAUGGAAGCAGGGACCAAGAAGUUUGAGGAUCUGGAGUUCCAGCAGCUGGAGAGAGAGAGCAGUCUGGAGGAGGAAAGGGAGACUCUCAGCCAGCAGCUCCUUCAGGAGAAGGCAGAGUACCACCGCAGCGUGGCCAAGAGGAAGGAAAAGGUUUCUGCUCUGGAGAAGCAGGCCAGGCAGCUUGGCCAGCAGGCUUCCCAGGAGUGUGAGCGGCUGGCCAAGGACCGGACGCUCACGCUGCAAAUGCUCCAAAAGGAGAAGGAGCAACUGUUGGCUCUAGAGAAGAGAUACCACACCCUGACCGGAGGAAAGAGCUUCCCCAAGUCUUCUUCUGCCAUGAGAGAGGAAGCUCUCUAUAUCAGCGAGGCUGAGCUGUUGCUGGGGGAUGUCUGGUCCUCCCAGACCUCCCUAUGUGGAGUCUCUCCUUCCUUCUUACAUCCUCCCCCCCUCUGUCGGUUGUUCCCCAGCAGCCCCACAGAGGAGUAUGUGACAGUGGGCCAGUUAAAUCAGAUCUAUGGGAUGCCCAAGGUGGAGUCUUCCCCUACAUCCCCGCUACGCCAGCCCCUGCAGCCCAGAGCAGGAGACCCCGCCUUCUCUUGCCUCCCCUCUCGGCAUGGCUCCUCCCUCUCUCUGUCUGUGGAGCACCAGUGUGAGCCCAGUAGGCCUCACCUCUCCACACUAGAUUUAGAGCAGUGGUACCAGGAGCUGAUGACCGGCCCCACACAGCUCGGUGCCCCCCCUCUGCCGGCCAAGUCGCCGUCAGGCCGCAGACCGGUGCUGCAGGUGUUUCGCUCCAAACUGGACAGUGAUCCCGGCUUUCCGUUCCAUCAGUCCAAGUCAGGCUCCUCGUCCCCCCUGCAGCACGGAGCAGCGACGCUGGGGCGCAACACCAGCUCCAAGCAGAGCCCCCUGCUGGCCGCCGGCAGCACUGGAAGCCUGCCCAGGAACCUGGCUGCGACUCUGCAGGACAUCGAGACCAAGAGACAGCUGGCUCUGCAGCAGAAAGGUCAGCAGGUGAUCGAGGAACAGCGCCGCCGUCUGGCCGAGCUCAAGCAGAGAGCCGCCGCCGAGGCCCAGUGCCAGUGGGAGGCGCUGCACGGCUCCCAGCCUCACCUCCCGGCCUCUUACUCCCCCCUCAUGGCCAACAGUCCCACUCUGAGCCACAACUCGUCAGGCCCCCCGUCCCUGAUGCACCACUCCAUCCUGCACCACCAGCCUCCAUCGGCCGGAGAGCAGCCCUACGACACCCUGAGCCUGGAGAGCUCGGACAGCAUGGACACCAGCGUUUCCACGGGCAACAACUCAGCCUGCUCACCCGACAACAUGUCCGGCAGCGUUGGAGGAGUGGACGUGCUGAAGAUCGAGGAGAUGGAGAAGAUGCUGAAGGAGGCGCAGCUGGAGAAAGCCAGACUGAUCGAAUCGCGGGAACGAGAGAGCCUGGCUCGCCGUCAGAUGUUGGAGGAGGAGAGGAGGAGGAGGGAGGAGGCGGAGAAAAGACUACAGGAUGAAACUUUCCACAGACAGCAGCUUGUGGAGAAGGAGGUCAAGAUGAGGUCCAAGAACUUUUCUCAGGCUCGACCGAUGACCCGCUACCUGCCCAUCAGGAGGGAGGAGUUUGACCUGCGCUCGCAUGUGGAGUCGUCGGGCCACAGCGUGGAGACGUGCUACCACGUCAUCCUCACAGAGAAGAUGUGCAAGGGCUACCUGGUGAAGAUGGGAGGCAAGAUCAAGUCCUGGAAGAAGCGCUGGUUUGUGUUCGACCGCCUCAAGAGGACCUUCUCCUACUACGUUGACAAACAUGAGACCAAGCUGAAGGGUGUGAUCUACUUCCAGGCUAUAGAAGAGGUCUACUAUGAUCACCUCCGCAGUGCCACUAAGAGCCCCAACCCAUCGCUGACCUUCUGCGUGAAGACGCACGACCGCCUCUACUACGUGGUGGCGCCAUCGGCGGAGGCCAUGAGGAUCUGGAUGGACGUGAUCGUCACGGGAGCGGAGGGAUACACUCAGUUCAUGAACUGAGUGCGGAGGGCGAGUGGGACGCCGCGGCAGGGAUUGGACACGCAAUCCACAGGGUCCGUUCUGACGUCCGCUCCGACUCGGACACCACGCCUGUUUGUUACCGUUUCUGUUUUUAUUUCUGCGUUUAAUCACACAAUCAUUUCUCCACGUAGGCGUUUCCUUUGUCCUGUUACCAAUGUGAUUCUGUUUGGAUUGAAAAAGGGAGCUGCUGCCACACACACACACACACACACACACCCCACACACACCAACACAUCUCUGUAUAUAAACCAAAAUGUUCACCUGUCCAGGACUGUUCAAAGCCUUUCUAUAUUGCCAAAAGGAGAUCUUGUAGUUACUGUUGAAUAUUUUGUAUUAUUGGUUUGUUUUUUUACUUAGAGAAAAAAUUGCCAAAUGACAUGUUGCCAAUGUUAUUGAGUAUUCUGUUGUAACUUUGAGUGUAGAGAGAGAAGAUUUGAAGAAUUCCCUUCACUUUAAUGUGUUUCAGCUGCUGAAACCUUUUUUCUGUUUAACGGUCAGCAGCAGCAGAGAUGAUCUCAGAUCCCAGAUCCACACCUUCACCAGGCUUACCAAAGGAACGGACUGACCACAGGUAUUCCUGAAGAGUCCACUCAUUAGGACAGAGUGAUGGGCUGUAAUGGUUUGAUCGACACCAUUACACAACGAAACUUCAAUGGUUUCUAUGCUUCAAAGCUGUCAGAAGAGGCUGGCUUAAACUGAAAGCACUGAAUGACCACACAGCUGCCCUGGGCUAGCAUCAAGACCGUAAAUAAAGAGAGAAACUCUAAAAUAAUCAGAGGGAUUUCUGGUCAGGCAUUUUGAUUCCAAUGCCCAUCGCUGUUUCCAGAGUUCCCAGGUUGGGCCAGGUUCUGUUACCACAUUAUUGUCCAGCCCAAAACAUUUGGUCAUUUUAUUUAUGUAUUAUUGGGUUGCACGAUACAUCAGCACCAACAUCGGUAUCAACCGGUAUCGGUAAUUUUUGAUAUGUCGGUAUUGGUCCAAUAAACGGGCUGAUAUUAACAACCAAUAUUUAUUUCCAACUUGUUGCUGUUUGUUUCUGGAGGGGAGGGGUCAAGGUUGGUCAGGAAACAUUUUUAUGGUCAUGUGACAGAGAGAUGCAGCAAAGGAUUGUGGGGAAGCAGUGGUGAAGUCAGCGAUGUGGUCAUGUUUUCCAAUAUUUACCUAGAUAUAUUUAGCUAUCAGACAUAACAGUAGUAUUAAUAUCGGGUAUUUAUAUUGGACGAUUUUGCAUAUUGGUGUCUUCCUAAUUAUUGCUCAUCCUUUAUAAAUGUGUGAUCGAGUUCAAAACAGUUUUCUGUCACAAACAUGUCGCUAAGCCACCUUUCACUGUUAAGCUCUCCAUAGUCUUGCUUGCUUUAGCAUACGGACUGUUGAUAUUCUAACACAUUUUUUAUUCCAUUUUAGGAUUAUUUUCUUAAGUCAGGGGUGUCAAAAGAACGGCCAUUUUGUGGGCCCCGCCCACACUAUUAAGAAUGAGACACAUUGCCUUCCAUGUGGGGUGUUUGCCGAUACUGAGACGCUCAUUUGAAGGGAGGAAUGAAAGAAUCCAUCUUAGUGAAACCAAACUGCAACAGAGGAUGUGGUCUAAGGUUCAGCACAGCCUUGAUUUCGUCUCUUCAGGCCGUUUCACAGAAAGUCAGACCUUGAAAUGUGACCAGACGUUGUUGGGAACUGAUUAGGACAGUCGGUUUCAACAACCCCUACAGGGAACUGAAUACAGCCAGUUUCAUGUGACUCUGACGGCCUCGUUAGCGAUAGCUGUGGUUUUGUUGGUGAUUUGUUUUGCCCUCUCAGGGUGAUUGUUUCUGAUUGGCCAUGUUUGUUCCAUUCUUGAACUGUGGUUGUGGGCCACACAAGGUCUGGACAUCCCUGUUGGAAGCUGUCUUUAGGCAGAGCAACGCAAACUUUUAAUGCUAACCCAUUUUCAGAACAUGAUUCAUAAUCACCAUUAAACAGAAAUCUGCCUCACUGCCGGUUGUUUCACCUCGUCGCCAUUUUGACAUUCGGUACCUGACUCAGCAGCACUACGGGUCACAUUUUAAAGCACUCAGAGGUUGAGUGGAUCAGAAGCAGAAUCAUUGGAAAUAGAGAGUAAUGUAAAACAUUCAAGGGAUUAUGAUUAGCAUUGAAACAUUUGUAUGACUUAUCUCCUGCUUAAGCAGUCAGGUGAAAAUGAAACAAAAUGGUGACAACCGAGUAUUAAACUGUGAAAACUAACCGAAGCUUUCAUAAACAUGACCAAAUGAAGCAACAUAUAUAUACAUAUACUGUAUAUAUGUGUGUGUGAAACCAUCACUUCUCUGACAGCUUUGAAGCAGCAUUUUCUCAUCAUGUUUUAGGCUAGUUUAAUUGAGAACUCUGUAUGUAUUAAAUCAGAAGCCAUUCUAAUGAGAGAACACCCAACACUCUGAGGCUGACUGCCAAAACAAAAUGCCUGUCUAAUGGUUUCACCAAAGCUGCCAAGAUGCCCCGAACUGAUCGAUCUCUGGAGCGGUCCGGUUCUGACACGGCGCAGGCUCAGGAAGCCUUUAGCUAACUUGACGAUGUGACGACUCUGCUGGGAAGCAGCCGCCACCACGACCAGCCUAAAGCAGCAAGCACACACAUUCAACUGUUUGGAUGAUGCAAUUCAGACCUGUGCCUUCACCACAUGUUCCUGAGUCCUGCACAGCCUCACCGUGGAGCCCGCAUCACACGGACACUUUUAAAUCAGUGUUUCUUUGAGCUCUCCAACAGGUUUGCAUGGUUUCCUCUUCACCUUGGAGAUGGUUCUCAUGAUCCCAGAGGGUCCCAACAUGGUGGGCUCAUUGGGUCAGUUAAAGAACAGUGGUCUUUUAGCGCGACGCUCAGGAGGAGCGCGGCAGAUUUCAACAGUGGGAAAGACCGUCAGUUCCCGAAAUCCCACAUCAACCAAAAAAAACCUGGUAAUGGCGCACGCUGGGCCAGAGCAACCUCACCAGACUACGCACAGGGUAGAAACCUUGUGGAGUCCAAUUGACCCCGUUUCUUAGACUGCAGGAGGGUUAAACUAGUUGCCAUGCUGGUAGCGUGCUGCUUUGUUCUGCCCUUUUCUAUUUCAUAUAAGGCCAAUAUUUGCAAAUGACUAAAAUAUUAAAUGACUAUAAAAUAUUAGCAGGCAUGGGUCAACACCAUGAAUGAUUACAGACGAAGGUAAUCUGGGUUGAUUAAUGAGCAAAAAGUUCUGACUGGCAUCAGACUGUAGAAAAAGUAGUUCCGAUGUGAUGAUCUGUAUCGAGUAAUCUUUUGUCAUUAUUGGAAGUCUGUGAAUCAAUAAAUGAGCCACCACAAACCUCUCCACUACCAGAUCUAUAGGAUAUAGAUAUGAACUAUAUGAUCCUAGAUAAAACAAAAACCAGACUGAAAAAAAUCAUCUCCCUGUAAAAGUUGGUGCAUAUUGUCUGACUAUUGAAUAGCUGCAUAAUGCCAUGUGCUCCUCUGUUAGAAGAAAAUACAUGAGAAAAUUUCUUGUCCUUUGUUCAGCUAUUAACACCCCCACUGGUUCGCAGAAAAACUCAUUUGUUCAUUAGUUACUAGGGGUGGGCAUUUAUCGCAUUAUUUAUCAUGAGAAAUUAUAUGAAUUUUGAUUCAUUGUUGUUACAAUGAAUUCCAAUCAAUAUUUUUAACAAAAACCAAACUCCAUUUUGUCAUUUUAGGACUUUCUCCACUGUGUUCAAUGAGUGUAUCAUUACAUAUCAAUACAUUUGAAAAUAUGAUUAAAUGUAGCUACUGUGUACAAAUCACACUUCUUUAUGUGACAUUGUGAUUGUGACUUUCAUUGUUAUCACAUCACCAGAAAAUAUUGUCCAUAUCGCCCACCCCUAGCAGGUACUUAGCAUUUCUUCCCAACUGUAACCGUUUGGUGGAGGUACAGAUUGAAUUGGCUACUGCUGUACUUUCGUGUGGCCUUUUUUGUUCACAGUGUUUUCUAAUUCUGCCUUAAUAGUCCAACAGAAACCUGAAAUAGUGUUUCAGAAAGCUGCCUCAACACUGGAGCUCCUCUUAACACCCCACUGUGACCGGACCGGAGGCCUUUAGCACGGAGCGUUAGCCGCUACCUUGGAGACACUUCAGUCGUCCAGUAGUGAAUGUUAGGUUUCUAAGUGACAUCUGUUGGUCAUGAAUUGCUGUUAUCUACACGUAUAUGAAAGAAAGGUAGUAUUGCAAAGAGAAUGCCUGAGUGAAAAGUUAGUAAUAAUGUAUGAAAAUGUAUGACUUUUCACUUUUUGUCAUUUCAGAAUUUUUAUUGGAGCUUGCAUUUGAAAUUGUACAAUAGUCAUGUAUGAAUAUCUUUUUUUGUUUUGUUUUUUUACUGGUACAACACUUGUGCAGGUACGUGUACACAGAAUAAAUCAGCCAUCACCAUUAAGACUGGAUCCUCAUUUCCCCUCAGACACGAUCAGCACUCUGACCAUGCUGUGUUACUGUGUCAUGUGUCACUUUCAUGUAUGAAUAAUGUGGAUUUCUGUCAGAUCUAUUAAUUAAAAAAACAAAAUGACUAUCAGCAAACACUCCUCUGCUGUCUGUUGUAUCCAGUGCGUAAUAGUGUGACUGUUCCAGUGUUGAGCAGAGACACAAACUGUUCGGACCAUUGCUGGUCACCACCAACGAAAAAAAA
Molecule: messenger RNA, 9712 nt
Organism: Xiphophorus couchianus (Monterrey platyfish)
Lineage: Eukaryota; Metazoa; Chordata; Actinopteri; Cyprinodontiformes; Poeciliidae
Gene: phldb1b
Product: pleckstrin homology-like domain, family B, member 1b
Exons: 24
Coding region: 295-5055 (1586 amino acids)
Biological process (GO): regulation of microtubule cytoskeleton organization
Cellular component (GO): basal cortex
Molecular function (GO): protein binding
Source: RefSeq, a predicted model, not a curated record